Molecule: messenger RNA, 2967 nt
Organism: Fukomys damarensis (Damara mole-rat)
Lineage: Eukaryota; Metazoa; Chordata; Mammalia; Rodentia; Bathyergidae
Gene: Slc26a1
Product: solute carrier family 26 member 1
Exons: 4
Coding region: 16-2316 (766 amino acids)
Biological process (GO): transmembrane transport
Cellular component (GO): membrane
Molecular function (GO): oxalate transmembrane transporter activity; chloride transmembrane transporter activity; sulfate transmembrane transporter activity
Source: RefSeq, a predicted model, not a curated record
AAAGAGCAGCAACGCAUGCACAAGGAAGGGGCGAGAACGCGCAAGAGCUCCAGGAGGUCAGCGGCAGACCCUUGCCGUCCCUGCUCUCCCACCUGCAACAGAAGCAGAGGGCUCAGAGGUCCACCCAGCAGCAGGCCCAGGCCCUCAAUAUCCACCGUCCCAAGCCUGGGCAGCCCCCCAGGUUGGCGUGGGGCUUGGCACUACAGGAUGGAUGCAUCCCCUGAGGCCCAGCAACAGGUUGGGGGCUUAGUGCUGGUCCGCCGGCAGCCACCCAAACCCCGAGGCCUGACAGAGACACUGAAGGCCAGGCUGCAAAGGAGCUGUAGGUGCAGUGUGCCACGGGCAUGGGCGCUGGUGCAGGACCUGAUCCCUGCCACUCGCUGGCUGCGGCAGUACCGCCCCCGGGAGUACCUGGCAGGUGACGUCAUGUCCGGGCUGGUCAUCGGCAUCAUCCUGGUGCCACAGGCCAUCGCCUACUCCCUGCUGGCCGGGCUGCAGCCCAUCUACAGCCUCUAUACGUCAUUCUUUGCCAACCUCAUCUACUUUCUUCUGGGUACCUCACACCAUGUGUCUGUGGGCAUCUUCAGCUUGCUGUGCCUCAUGGUGGGGCAGGUGGUGGACCGUGAGCUCCAGCUGGCUGGCUUUGACCCCUCCCGGGAUGGCUUGGGGCCUGGAGACAACAGCAGCACUGUGAAUAGCUCAGUGGCCAUGUUGGAGCCUGGGCUGCAGGACUGCGGGCGGGACUGCUACGCCAUCCGUGUGGCCACUGCCCUCACGCUGAUGACGGGGAUUUACCAGGUCCUCAUGGGCAUCCUCCGGCUGGGCUUCGUGUCUGCCUACCUCUCGCAGCCACUGCUGGACGGCUUUGCCAUGGGGGCCUCGGUGACUAUCCUGACCUCGCAGCUCAGGCACCUGCUGGGUGUGCGGGUGCCCCGGCACCAGGGCCCCGGCAUGGUGGUCCUCACAUGGCUGAGCCUGCUACGUGGCCUGGGGGAGGCCAACGUGUGUGAUGUAGUCACCAGUGCUGUGUGCCUGGUGGUGCUGCUGGCAGCCAAGGCGCUCUCAGACCGCUGCCGGCACCACAUGAAGGUGCCACUGCCCACAGAACUGCUGGUCAUUGUGGUGGCCACUCUUGUAUCCCACUUUGGGCAGCUCCACAAGCGCUUUGGCUCGAGCGUGGCUGGCCACAUCCCCACUGGCUUUGUGCCUCCACAGGCACCAGAUCUUGAGCUGAUGCAGCAUGUGGCACUGGACGCUGUGUCCUUGGCCCUGGUGGGCUCAGCCUUCUCCAUCUCGCUGGCCGAGAUGUUUGCCCGCAGCCACAGCUACUCUGUCCGUGCCAAUCAGGAGCUGCUGGCCGUGGGCUGCUGCAAUGUGCUGCCUGCCUUCUUCCACUGCUUUGUCACCAGUGCCGCCCUUUCUAAGAGUCUGGUGAAGACAGCCACUGGCUGCCGGACGCAGGUGUCCAGCGUGGUCAGUGCAGCUGUGGUACUGCUGGUGCUGCUGGCACUGGCGCCACUAUUCCAGGACCUGCAGCGGUGCGUGCUGGCGUGCGUCAUUGUGGCCAGCCUUCGGGGUGCCCUGCGCAAGGUCAGGGACCUCCCACAGCUGUGGCGGCUGAGCCCAGCUGAUGCACUGGUCUGGACAGCCACUGCAGCCACCUGUGUGCUGGUCAGCAUCGAGGCUGGGCUGCUGGCUGGGCUGCUCCUCUCGCUGCUCAGCCUGGUGGGGCGCACACAGCGCCCACAGGCCACCCUGCUUGCCCGCAUCGGGGACUCCGUCUUCUAUGAGGAUGCAGCAGAGUUCGAGGGCCUGCUGCCCCCUGCUGGCGUGAGGGUGUUCCGCUUCUCAGGACCACUCUGCUAUGCCAACAAAGCCUUCUUCCUGCGGUCACUCUACAGCCUCACGGGGCUGGAUGCUGGGCGCUCGGCUGCCAAGAGGAAGGGGCAGGGCUCGGAGCUGGAGGCAGGUGAGGGGGACCCCAUGGAGGGCAAAGACCCUGAGAGCAGUGGAACCAGGCUGGUGCCCGUGGUGGCUGGGUUCCACUCGGUGGUCAUUGACUGUGCUCCCCUGCUCUUCCUGGACAUGGCCGGCAUGGCCAUGCUGAAGGAUCUGCGCCGAGACUACAGGGCUCUGGGUGUCAGCCUGCUCCUGGCCUGCUGCAGCCCCUUGGUGAGAGAUGCCCUGCAGAGAGGAGGUUUCCUGGGGGAGGAUCAGGAAGCCGAGGAAGAGCAGCUGUUCCCCAGUGUGCACAGUGCUGUGGAGGCUGCGCAGGCCCGCUAUGGGGAGCUGGUGGCCGCCAACUCUGUCCUCUAGCAGGGCUGCGGCCUAGACCUCUGAGGGUCACCAUCACCAAGCUCCUGGGGUAACACCAGGGCCUAAGUCAUGCCAGGGAUGCACCCUGGCCCACCAGAACACAGGAGAACCUGGUGCCCAGUGACCUGGAACUCUGCCUCUGGGACCAGCCAUACCUUCCUGGUGCCAGUGCCCACACCGUGCCUUGACCUGAGCUUGGAAGAGCCAUGCCCUACUGGACACCACAUUGUCACCUUAUCAGAACAGAGUCCUGCAAGUGUGGAAACACCCUGUCCCACAGCCUGCCCAGUUCCUGCCCCACCAGGAAGGGCACGAGUGUCUGUGCCUCUAGAGGCCACCCACACCCAAGUGCUCCUCACACCUGGUGCUCAUCCCUGCAGGCCACAUCACGUGGCCAGCACAACCUCAUCCAGGGCUUGGCGUCCUGCACAGCUAGACCAGCAGCCACAUAGCGCACAUGGAGCCAGGGCAGUGGACAUCAGUCUGACCCUGGCCCUCCAAGGGGUCCUCUGGGAAGACCUCAGGGCUGCCCUCAGCACACCAGCCAGGAUGUCACCCAACCCCUGCGGGGCGCCUGAACAGGAAAGUGAGGGUCCCCCAGCCCUGCACUGGCCCCCACCGGCAGCUACACCCAGCAUCACCCACCUGGCU